Molecule: messenger RNA, 1473 nt
Organism: Oryza brachyantha (malo sina)
Lineage: Eukaryota; Viridiplantae; Streptophyta; Magnoliopsida; Poales; Poaceae
Product: nucleolin-like
Exons: 2
Coding region: 638-1231 (197 amino acids)
Source: RefSeq, a predicted model, not a curated record
CCAAAAGCCCUUCCAUUGGAGGCGGCGAGCGAGGCGGCAUCGUGGCGCGGGCGCGGCCCGGGCGGGGCCGCCUGGUGAUGGCGGCGGUGGCCGGCGACGCGUGCAUGGGCAAUCGGGAGAAACGGAUCGGAGCCCACCGCGCGCGUAGCUCGAGGCGCCUGCCCGGCCAUGCACGCCGAAAUAUCUGCGCCCAUCGACGCCGGCAGCGGGCAGCCUCUCGGCGAGUUGGCCGGGUGAAUGAAUCAGUGGCCGAUCUGAUGAUCCCGAGUUCGAUCUUGAUCUGUCGCCUCCGGGCAGGACACCUCCCGGAAGGCCGGCCGGGGUGCAGGUCUUGAGAUCUCAAAUUCACCGAUCUCCAUCUAUCCCAAGCCGAACUUGAUCCAAGAAGAUGAUCACGUACUCUAGCUAGCUCUCGGCUCUCUGAUCGAUCGAUCCAUGAUUUCAUUUCACCGCUUCAUUUUUUUUUACUGUGUUGCGCGCUGCUCCCUGUUUGCCCUACCUUGCCGGGCGGGCGCCUCUAUAAAAGCAGUAGCGUGGCAUUGCACUCCUUGCGUACCAAAGCCAUCCUACCUAGCUAAUCUUGCUCCGCCAUCGUCGAAGAAAAAGGUUGGGGAAAGAUCACUGCCAGCUGCAGAAUAUGGCAACGGCUGAGGUUCAACAAGUGGUUGCAAUAUCUGUGUACGACAACAAGUGUGACGAGGUCCAUGACAUGCCCACCAUCACCAAAGUAGAAGAGGUAGCACCACCUCUCGUAGGAGAGGAGGAGCUGCACAACAAUGGCGGCUCCAAGGAAGAGGCGAUCGUCAGCGAGGAGCAAGAAGCCAUUGCCGCCGUUGACGACGACAAUACAGAUGCAGACGAGGACGGGGAGGGUCAUAUCCACGACGACGUCAUAGAGGAAGUCAAAGCCAAGCUCGCCAUCCAGACCACCCCUGCGGCGGCGGGAGCAGUCGAAGCGAAAGAGCCCGAGGAGGAAGAAGGAGGUGAAGGUCGACGCCGCCUGCUGGAAGCAAAGAAGAAGACAACGACCACAGAGAAAGCAGUGUCCAAGGCGGUGGUUAUCCCCGUCGACGAUGACGACGACGAUGAUCACGGCAAGCAUCGUCAGGAGGCGGCGGCUGCUGCUGCCGUCGAGGAGGAAGAAGAGGCUAAGGGCGAUCACCAGCGAGCGCUGGAAGACAACAAGGAGAACGCCGGCGAGAAGAGCAAGGCUCAAGAGAAUGAUGAGUAGGGUUGAAACUGGAUCAAAAUUGCAGAUCUGUUUGAUCUGCACCUGCACGUACGUGUCCUUUGUCGUAGUAGGACUACGGUCUAAGUGAAUGGCAACCAUGAUCGUUAUAAUGGUCAAGGCAAAAUAAGGCUAAGGUCAACAAGUUUAAAGUAGUAUGAAGUUAAUCACUUAAUUAUAUACUACCUCCUGUCAUUAUUAAUAUUUGACAUUAUAUGAUAUCGGUGAUAGCCGCGUAAUGUUAG